AUGAUCAUUCCUUUGCCAUUAGCAGCGACUCCGCCAACCUUGAGACCACCGCUCGCUCCGUCACCGCCAUGGUUAGCAACAGCCGCCUCCUCCGUCCACCACAUAGGCACGGCAGCGCCCUCCUCACCUCUACACCGACCCACCAUCCACCACUACACCAUCCACCGCCAUACCAAACUGCCGCCCACCUCUCACCACCCGCCGCCACCCACCAUCACACCAGCCCGUCACCAAGCGCCACAUCAACCCACCAACACUACCACCCACCGCUAUACCAUCCCCAUCCACACCCCAACCCCGAACCCCACCGCCACAUUCCUUACUGCUUCACACUCGCAGACACGAUCACCACCAUUUUCACAAUUCAUGGUCAGCUUUCACCGGUAUGCCGCUGCCUCUGCGAUGCUGGAACAUUCCCAGCCUCCAGCCUGCAGCAGCUUUCUGUCCAAAAAUAGCUCGUAG
Molecule: messenger RNA, 462 nt
Organism: Portunus trituberculatus (swimming crab)
Lineage: Eukaryota; Metazoa; Arthropoda; Malacostraca; Decapoda; Portunidae
Product: extensin-like
Exons: 1
Coding region: 1-462 (153 amino acids)
Source: RefSeq, a predicted model, not a curated record